Messenger RNA from Plutella xylostella (diamondback moth), 897 nucleotides. Lineage: Eukaryota; Metazoa; Arthropoda; Insecta; Lepidoptera; Plutellidae. The record is from RefSeq and is a predicted model, not a curated record.
CCGUUCCAAUUCCUCAUCUUCAAUUCCUAUUUCCAUUUCUAAAUCGUUUCCCAAUUCAGAAUUGCACCUAUUUGGAUCAAACAUCGUGAUCUCUUAUCAUAAUUGGUGUAGGUACUUAUUACUUAUAUCAUCAAAUCAUCAUCACUUAUUUACAUCUAUAUAGGUAUAUACCUAGGUAAUCCCUUUUUCUCACGCUGUCUUAUAACUUAAUGCAGCUAUCAGUAAACAAGUAUACAUAAGUACAAAGUUACAAAGACGCAGUUUACACAUCACGUAACUGGUUUAUCGAGUACAUUCUUAGUGCCACGAACCACUGCACGGCGGCAGGUUCACUAAUCAGUCAGUCGUAUUUUCAUAAAAAACAUAAUGAGUAAUUGUGACGAUCGUAUAAAAUUGCUUACCAGAAAGCGUGGUAGCAUAAAAGCUAAGACGGAUCUGGAGACUCUGUCGGAGGUACCCGACGAGGCGUUCGGCGAGCGCGAGCAGUUCGAGCAGCUGUACUACCAGCUGGUGGCGGAGGCGCGCAGUCUGCUCAAGCGCAGCAGCCUGCCCGCGCUGCCGCCGCCUGCUGAGGAGGGGUCGGAGGCAGGCUCCAGUGCACCACACGUUAAGGCCGUGCACCUGGAGCUUGUCACCGAUCUGUCUAAGGAAGCAUUCUUGGCUGCGCUGGCUCGCUUCACGGCUCGUCGGGAGAUCCAAAUGGAGAAGCUCCAGAGGCCAGCUGCAAGAAGGAGACCUGGUUCUACUGAAGGACGCCUCACAACCUCCACUCCUAUGGCUCAUGGGACGCGUCACUGCCAUCGAACCAUCCAGCGACGGCCUUGCAAGAAUUGUCCAAGUCAACACGCGAAAAGGACUGUUACGCCGAGCAUAUCAAAACUUGUGCUUACUACCUAA